UCAAGCUGCUUGUGUACUCUUCAACGACUGUAACUGACAAGUUUGAAAAGAAAACAGUUCACAUAUCAGCACAUCAACGUAAAGCAUUCCAAAAUGUCUAGGCAUGGCUAUUCUGGCUCCAACUAUGACAGAUACGUGGAAAGAACAGAGACAUCCACUCUCCACAAGAUGAAGGAGACAUUCUGGACGACAAAACAGGUUGUCAUACAAAAGCUUGGUAAAAAGGAGGAUGAACAUGUAGUUGCAUCAGAUUCGCAGCUUGAUUCUAAACUUGAAGUGUUUAGGGCAAUUCAGAAAUCAUCGAUGGAACUUCUACGUGUGAUAGAGAAGUACCAGGACCGUCUUUGUGCUCUGUCACAAGACGAGAAUGGAAUGGGAAGAUUCUUGAAGUCCCAGAGUAACAUUGAUAAAACAAGAGCUGGUAAAAUGAUGGCUGCAGUGGGAAAAUCUCAGAGCUUUGCUGCUCAACAAAGGCUAUCGUUGCGUGUUCCACUAGUUCGUCUUUAUCAGGAAGUUGAAACGUUUCGUUACCGCGCCAUCUCUGAUACGUUGAUGACAAUAAACAGAAUGGAGGGUGCGCGUACAGAAUAUAGGGGAGCCCUUUUAUGGAUGAAAGCAGUCUCGGAGGAACUAGAUCCAGAUACUUUUAAACAAUUGGAAAAAUUUAGGAAGGUACAGGGACAGGUGAGAAAGACGAAGGCAAGAUUUGACAAACUGAAGUUAGAUGUGAUGCAGAAGGUGGAUCUAUUAGCGGCCAGUCGCUGUAACAUGUUCUCUCAUGUCCUAGCUAACUAUCAGUCCACACUACUUCAUUUCUGGGAGAAAACUUCCCGCACCCUUUCUGCCGUCGCUGAGAGCUUCAAAGGCUAUCAACACUACGAGUUCAGUGUCAUCAAAGAAUUAGCUGAGCCAAGUAAGCAAUUGGAGAAUUCCUCACGCCUAGAACCUGCAGAGCGUGACACAGAUGAGGAGUUUGACCCCACAGCUGCAUUAGAGCAAGACAAUGAAGAUGAGUCAGCAGACCAUAGUCCUGUGCUUCAACCAUCCUGUUUGACCGAUGAUACUGGGCAGAAUUGUCCUGAUCAGGACCAUGAUGAUAAAGGCAUUCAAGCCAACCCUGCUCAGGAAAUAUCCAAAAUACCCACCCCAAAUCAUCAUACAUCUAACCAUGAGAUUCUGGAUCCUGUUUCACAGGACGAUCUUAUAGAUUUACAAGUCGACUCUGAUAGUGACAGGUUGCUAUCCCUGGAGGAUGAGAGUGCAGGAGAGGAUGAAAAACGGCAAAGGGGAAGUCUUCAGAACCUGUACGAAGGGGAGUCGGAUAAUACAGAAGAAAAACGACUAGAAGGAAAGACCGACACACAAGAUGAUGGUCAGUCUUUCAUGGAGUUUGGGGACUUUGUAGAUGAUUCUCAAGAAGACUUUGAUUUUAGUGGAAAAAUUUUAUCAUUACAACGGAAUCAUCCUAUGUCAAAACUGGAUAAAAGUAAACAGGACCUGCUUUGCGAUGAUAUUGAACAGGAUGAGGCGGAGAAGGAUGAUAUGACGAUUCUCAAUGAGAUUUUAAAUGCCCCAUCAACAGGAGGGGAUGACUUCACGCGGGAAUGGCAGGCAGUAUUUGGAAACGUGCCACUCUCAUCAGGAACAACUUACACACCUGUGGAAAGUGACCAACCAGCUCAGCCCGCCGAGUUCAUGCCAUCAAAUCUGCUUGACCUCAGCAAGCACAUAACCAAUCAGUCUAGUGCCCCAACUCACACAGCAACACAAAGCUCCAAACAAAACAAUGCUUCCGGACAGGAACCACAGCAAUCAAAACCUAAAGGAGCUAGUAAAAAGGGCGAGAAAAAGGACAUGUCAGCAUGGUUCAACUUAUUUGCAGACCUUGAUCCUCUUUCCAAUCCAGAUGCCAUCGGGAGAUCAGCAGACGACAUGACAGAUGCCCAGAUGUAGAAGUGUACAGAUUCUUUCUUUUGUAGUAUUAGAAUGAUCCAAUCUUGCAAUAUGUCAAUCAUUUCAUACAAUCUACAAUGACCACAAGGAAUUCAUACAAUCUACAAUGACUACAAGGAAUUCAUACAAUCUACAGUGACUACAAGGAAUUAAUUUCCAGAUACAGAGAUUUAUAGUUGUCUAGUAAAUGAAUGUGUACUGCAGAAUUUAGAGAUGCUA
Messenger RNA from Ylistrum balloti, 2172 nucleotides. Its product is annotated as islet cell autoantigen 1-like. The record is from RefSeq and is a predicted model, not a curated record. The transcript is spliced from 14 exons. Gene Ontology annotation, cellular component: Golgi apparatus. Gene Ontology annotation, biological process: regulation of transport. Lineage: Eukaryota; Metazoa; Mollusca; Bivalvia; Pectinida; Pectinidae. The coding region runs from base 94 to 1953 and encodes 619 amino acids. Gene Ontology annotation, molecular function: protein domain specific binding.